AACGAUCUUGGCGUGUCUCGGUGUGUCAUUACAAAUUUUUAAAAAAGUACAAGAUGUAUAAGUUCUUUAUUAUCGGACUCGUAGUCGCGGCGGCCGCUGCACUUCCGGCACCGGAAGCUGGUGUUGUUCAAGGUGUUAAGGAUUUGGAUUGCCUAGAACAAGAUGAGGACCUCUUCAGUUGCCUUGCUGUAAAGGCGGCUAAUUCUCUUUCGAGGGCAGCAAGAUCCAGCGACAUUCAACUCAUUGAUGGAAUUACCUUUGUCAAGGAAGCUGAUGUCCCAGUAGAACGAAGUGGAAAAUCUCUUGUAUCAGAAACUGAAAUAUUGAAUGAACUUCCCCGUGAUGCAACUGACAGGACCAUGAAAUUGGCAUCUAUGCUCUUUGAUUCUGCAAUGAGCUUCUUCAAAACUCACUCUUUGAAAUUCAGCAUGCCCGAAGGAUCGCUUUCUCGUGCUCUUUCUGAAGCUCGUCGUGGUGGCCAUGCCGGUGGUGGAAAAAUGAAGAAGAUGUUGAUGCCCUUCAUUAUUGCUGCUGGAGUCAAGCUCUUCGCUCUGGUGCCAAUUCUUCUUGGGGGAUUGGGUCUUCUCGUCUUCAAGGCCAUCGUUGUCAGCAAAAUUGCCCUUCUUUUCGCUGGAGUUUUGCUUUUCCAGAAACUUUUUGGAGCUGGUGCUAGCGGACUUGGUAAUGCAGGAAGCCUCUUCAGCAAAAAUGCUCUACCCAGCUGGGAUGCUCAAGCUCCUCAAGCAUGGAAUUCUGGUGCCUCUGCUCAACCCCAGGGUUACUACAAAAGAAGUUUCAAUGAAGCCGCGAAGGCUGACGCUCAUUCGCUGGCCUAUGCCGCGCAGAUGCCAGAAACUAAUGAAAGUAACUAACUUAAAUCCGGAAUUUGAAUUUCGAAUCAAAAAGAUGUUCUCAUUGUUCCGAAAUCGGUUUUACCUGGUAUAAAUCGGAACAAACCGACUGUUAGUUUUAGUAUUUAUAUGAAUCCUCCCUCUGUAAUUUAUGCUUAAAUUAUUUCCAUAUGUUAAAUAAAUUAUUUGAGAAUA
Molecule: messenger RNA, 1046 nt
Organism: Belonocnema kinseyi
Lineage: Eukaryota; Metazoa; Arthropoda; Insecta; Hymenoptera; Cynipidae
Gene: Osi14
Exons: 3
Coding region: 54-872 (272 amino acids)
Source: RefSeq, a predicted model, not a curated record